This is a messenger RNA of Gamsiella multidivaricata, 814 nucleotides long. RefSeq names its product RlpA-like double-psi beta-barrel-protein domain-containing protein-containing protein. The transcript has a single exon. The coding region runs from base 7 to 648 and encodes 213 amino acids. Lineage: Eukaryota; Fungi; Mortierellomycota; Mortierellomycetes; Mortierellales; Mortierellaceae. Gene Ontology annotation, biological process: defense response to bacterium; defense response to fungus. The record is from RefSeq and is a predicted model, not a curated record.
GGGAUAAUGGCUUCACACAGCUCAACAGUCGUCCCCCCUCCAGUACAACUACUAGUCCUCUCCAGUCCGGCACCACUACUAGUCCUCUCCAGUUAUUCUCCUCGUCUUAUAUCUUCCAUCAUGACUAAGCUUACUGCCCUCUUCUUCAUCGCCGCUGCCACCAUGGCUACAAUCGGCUCCGCGGCCCCGGUUGCUACUUCGACACCCAUUACCGUCACCUCCAUCCCCACUUCCACUUCCGCCGUCGUCCCUUCCGCAGUCGCCACCGCUGACGUUACUACGUCCAAGAGCGACCCCGAGAUUACCGCCAACGACGCCUUCUCAUCAGCCGUGACACACUCGGGCAGAGCCACCUGGUUCGAAGGCUCUUACGGCGCUUGCAACAUUAACUGGAACGGCAAUUCAGAGCCUAUCGUCGCCCUGAACGCUCAUCAGAUGGGCGAACAGUCCUGGGGCAAUCCAGUCUGUGGUCGCAAGGUGCGCAUCACUAACACAGCCAACGGCAAGUCCGUCGUUGCUCGUAUCGUCGACAAGUGCCCCGGUGAUGAAUGCGCCUGGGGAUCCCUGGACCUCUCCCCCGCCGCGUUCAUAUCGCUUGGAGGAGAGCUGGCUAUGGGCGUCCUGAGCAUCAAGUGGAACUACAUCUAAAUGUUCCGUUUCUGAAAAUGAAACAAUUCUCGAGGCGAAGGUGGGAGGUUCAGAGCUGGUCUUUGAUACUCCUCCUAACCAACUCAUCAUACCACGUCUCCCCUCUUACCAUGCGGGUGGAUCCAUAGAAUCAUUACCUUAUACUCAAAAUAAAAGCCAAUUGACU